Molecule: messenger RNA, 828 nt
Organism: Dothidotthia symphoricarpi CBS 119687
Lineage: Eukaryota; Fungi; Ascomycota; Dothideomycetes; Pleosporales; Dothidotthiaceae
Exons: 2
Coding region: 70-828 (252 amino acids)
Biological process (GO): ubiquinone biosynthetic process
Cellular component (GO): mitochondrial inner membrane
Molecular function (GO): 3-demethoxyubiquinol 3-hydroxylase activity
Source: RefSeq, a predicted model, not a curated record
CUUGCACUUGCACUUCACUUUCCUCUCUCUGCUAUUGUGUCUUUACUAUUAUACAAACACAAUACCAUCAUGGCGUCAACAAUACUCUCCUCACGCUCACUAGCCCGCAAAGCUGCGCGGAACAUCCAAUUCGACUUCCUCGCCCCAAGCACCAUUUCCGCCUCGCGCCAGCCCUCACGCUUCCAGAGCUCAUCGCCCCCCCACGACGGCGCAACCCUCCCCCCCAAAUCAACCCCCUCCAAAACCCCAAUCCACACCCUCACCACCCAACAAAAAGCCUUCCUCUCCUCCGCCCUACGCGUAAACCAAACCGGCGAACUCGCCGCGAUCCUCAUCUACGCCGCGCAAUCCCCCAUCCUAACACGCUCGCACCCGCACCUGCGCACCCUGAUGAAGCACAUGUACGAGCAAGAAGCCGGGCACUUUGCGUACUUCAACGGCGUGCUGUCGCGCCACCGCAUACGCCCUACCGCCAUGUACCCCGUGUGGUACGCGGCAGCCUCGUUUCUGGGCUGGGGCACUGCGAUGAUGGGGCGCGAGGCGGCGAUGGCGUGUACCGAGGCGGUGGAGACGGAGAUUGGGACGCAUUAUAAUGAGCAGGUUGGUGUGUUGCUUGAUUGGGCGCGGAAGUGUGGGGAGAGGGGGGAGGGGCUGGGACCGGAGUUGGAUGGGUUGGUGGGGGAGUUGAGGAGGAUUCGGGAUGAGGAGUUGGAGCAUUUGGAUCAUGCGGUGGAGAAUGAUGCGAAGAGUGCGAAGCCGUAUGAGCUGUUGACGGAGGUUAUCCGCGGGGGGUGCAGGGGCGCUAUUUGGGUUAGUGAGAGGGUGUGA